AUGCUCGGCUCUCUCCCACGGGCACUGGCGGUGGACAUUCCCGAGGUAAUGGUCAAUGCCCUGGAGAGCCUCAAACAAUAUUUGUCUUACCUCUUCAAGGGCGAUCGUGCCAGUAUGCUAAAACUGUAUGCCUAUAUAGUGGAAAAAUUGCAGCUUCUGGCCCCGGGUCUCUCCGCGAAGGAGACAAGGACGGUACGGGGCUUGGUGCUCAGCAGCGAGGUGUUUCCGAAUUUCAGCGAUUCCGAACGUAGGUCUAUCCGGAAAAGAUUAUGUGAACCAUAA
Aspergillus tanneri is the source of this 282-nucleotide messenger RNA. RefSeq lists its product as uncharacterized. The record is from RefSeq and is a predicted model, not a curated record. Lineage: Eukaryota; Fungi; Ascomycota; Eurotiomycetes; Eurotiales; Aspergillaceae. The coding region runs from base 1 to 282 and encodes 93 amino acids. The transcript is spliced from 2 exons.